ACUCGAGGUUUGCCCGUGAAUGCAACAACAAAAGUAGAGUGUACCAUCAAUGCAACAACCAAAGUAGAAGAACAAGGAAAACAACAGUUGAGUUGAAAGCCUGAGAAAGAAAAUCAGGCGUCCGCGUGUGCAAGAGAUGAACACAGCAACUCCAUGGAAGCAGCUUCUUCUUCAUGCUUUGGAAUCCAAUACCCAUGUCAAGCAUUCUUCAUUUUUCCAACUUGCGACUGUCGGAGCUAAUGGGAAACCUGCUAAUCGAACUGUAGUUUUCAGGGGAUUUCAAGAAGAGACUGAUAAAAUCCAGAUCAACACUGAUUGUCGGACAGAGAAGAUUGAAGAUCUCAAGUAUUGCCCAUUUUCUGAGAUAUGUUGGUAUUUUACUGACUCCUGGGAGCAGUUCAGAAUAAAUGGAAGAAUUGAUAUUAUUGACGGAUCAAAUUCUGAUACCAUUAAACUCCAGCAAAGGGAGCAAUCGUGGUUUGCUAGUUCAUUGAAAUCGAGAUUGCAGUAUAUGGGUCCUGAUCCUGGUAUUCCCUCCAUUACUGAAGAAUCAUCAGAGGUUUUCAGUUUAGAUCCACUUGCAGGCCCAGUUAAUGCAUUUUGCCUGCUGGUUCUAGAUCCUGAUCAGGUGGAUUACUUGAACUUGAAAACUAACACGAGGUUAGCCUAUAGGUGUAGCAGAAAUUUGAAUGGACAGAAAAGCUGGACUCCGGAGAGAAUAAAUCCAUAGUCUCUUCUUUUCUUAUUGUAUGAAUAUUAUUAAUGAUGUCAUUAGUACAUUUGUUAAUUCAAGGCUUAGAAGCGCUCCUUGGAUUUAAUCACAUUUUGAGUCAUGUAAGAACUCAAUCGAAAUCAAUACAUUAUGGAUGAAUAUAAUAAGUUCCCACAGGUAACUCUUAUGCA
This is a messenger RNA of Spinacia oleracea (spinach), 903 nucleotides long. RefSeq names its product pyridoxine/pyridoxamine 5'-phosphate oxidase 2. The record is from RefSeq and is a predicted model, not a curated record. NCBI's taxonomy places the organism in Eukaryota, Viridiplantae, Streptophyta, Magnoliopsida, Caryophyllales, Amaranthaceae. The transcript is spliced from 7 exons. Gene Ontology annotation, biological process: pyridoxine biosynthetic process. The coding region runs from base 137 to 730 and encodes 197 amino acids. Gene Ontology annotation, molecular function: FMN binding; pyridoxamine phosphate oxidase activity.